CUUUCCAAGUUUUUCCUGCUGAGCGCCCUGCUCGGCAUCGCCUAUGCAGGCGUGAUCGGACCCGGACCCUAUUACGGCGGUCCAGCUGGACCCGGACCGCUGCACCCUUAUGGCGGAUAUGCGCCGCCCCACGGCCCCUAUCCCGCUCCCUAUGUGGCACCCAAGCCGGCCGCUCCUGAGCCCUACGAUCCCGAUCCAAAGUACUCCUUCGGAUAUGACAUUCAGGAUGGUUACACCGGCGAUCUGAAGUCGCAGCACGAGACGCGACACGGUGACGUGGUGAAGGGCAGCUACUCGGUGGUGGAUCCGGACGGCACCAAGCGCACCGUUGACUACACGGCGGAUCCCCAUCACGGCUUCAAUGCGGUGGUGCGCAAGGAGCCGCUGGCCUACAAGGCUCCGGCUCAUCUGGCACCAGCCCUGGCCCCUGCACCGGCACCAGCACCGGCCUACCAUCACUUGCCCGGUCCAGCUCCGGCUCCACCUUUGCCGCCGGUGCCCAAGGCUCCCCUGCUCUCGUAUCCGCUGGCCCUGAGUGCUCUCCACCGGUCAGGACCAGUUCCCGCCCCAGCUCCCGCUCCUGCUCCUGCACCAGCCCCCAUUCCAGUGCCAGUGGCUGCCCCCGUUCUGCCCUCCGCCCACUUCCAUGCCGCCUACCCCGCCCUGGCGCACAGCCCCUACGCCCACUAUCCGGCUCCCGGUCCGGCGCCCGCACCCGCACCCUUACCGGUGGACCCGCACGCCUACUAUCACCACUGAGCGAACAAUGUUCCCAACGAUCUGAUCUGACUUGAUUCGACUUCCUUCUGUCUAUCGCACGCAGCUUACACUGACCCACAACUGAAUCUCCGGCCCACUCUGUGCCAAACGCUGUACACUCAAUCUCUUUUGCUGUGUUCUUCGAGGGAUUUGAUGCCGAUCCGAUGUGUAGAUUGAUUUAAGGACACGCCUAGCCCAUGUACAUAUCUCAAGCGUAUGUUGUUGAAUGGUUAGCCUAGACUCUAGAGGAAUAAACUAAGA
This is a messenger RNA of Drosophila kikkawai, 1020 nucleotides long. It is a transcript of the gene Cpr92A, whose product is annotated as Cuticular protein 92A. Lineage: Eukaryota; Metazoa; Arthropoda; Insecta; Diptera; Drosophilidae. The record is from RefSeq and is a predicted model, not a curated record. Gene Ontology annotation, cellular component: extracellular matrix.